CACUCCGCCCUGCCCCGCGGCCACGCCCCCAGUCCCCGCUCUAUUCUUGCAGUCGAAGCACAGCAGCUGGAGGAGUCGUACGCGUCGCCAGGUCAGCCAUGUCAUCUGAGCCUCCCCCGCCGCCGCAGCCCCCCAUGCAUCAGACUUCUGUAGGGCUAUUGGAUACCCCUCGCGCCCGGGAUCGCUCUCCAUCCCCUCUGCGGGGCAAUGUGGUCCCUAGCCCUCUGCCUACCCGCCGGACAAGGACCUUCUCAGCGACGGUGCGGGCCUCGCAGGGCCCUGUCUACAAAGGAGUCUGUAAAUGCUUCUGCCGGUCCAAGGGCCACGGCUUCAUCACCCCAGCUGAUGGUGGUCCUGACAUCUUCCUGCACAUCUCUGAUGUGGAAGGGGAGUAUGUUCCGGUGGAAGGCGACGAGGUCACCUAUAAGAUGUGCUCUAUCCCGCCCAAGAACGAGAAGCUGCAGGCUGUAGAGGUGGUCAUUACCCACCUGGCACCAGGGACCAAGCAUGAGACCUGGUCCGGGCACGUCAUCAGCAACUAGGGACCUGCAAGAACUCCUUCUCCUGGGCUUGAGGGAGGCUUUGGGGGAAGGAGGAGCGGGCCACCCUGGAUAUAACAUUCUACCACACAAGAUGGGGGCCUCAAGGCGGGCAUGGCCCCUUUCAGGCAUUUCCUGGAGGGAAGGAGUUGCGGCAGGCAAGGGGUGCUCCCAGCCACCAGUGCAGCCUCCAGCCAUUGCAACAAGCUCUCACUGUCUGAAAAGCAUUAAAAGCAUUUGAAAAGGAGAGGCACCUGCGGAGGCUGAGUGGAGAGGAUGCAGCCCCAGCCCAAGGCUCCCGCGUAGGCCAAACGUGCUAUUUUCCCAAAUGCCCCCUUCAGAUCAAGCCCAUAAGGACUAUUCCUGGAACUAGAAACAGAAAUCUUGAGCAUUUUGGCCCCCUGAGGGAUGCCACCAGCCCUAUGAGACUUUCCAUGACUCAGUGCCCUAACUUAGGACCAGGUCAGUCCAGCCUCAGCCUGGCUGAUUGGGGGAGCUGACUUAUGUAUGUGGGGAGCUUUCCAGGGGACUUUGCCUCUUGGUGCCUUUGCAGCAGGUGUGUCUCCACCUGGGAAAGACUCUAACACUUAGGAUCUCUGCCCUAGCCUGGAGUUAGGCACUGACCCCACUCCUGAGAAGGCUGGUCUUUUCUACUUGCCGCUAGGGAUAAGGUGGCCUCCAUGUGGCAUUAAAAGCCUGUCAUUAAAGUAAUGCCUAAGGUGGCUCUGGGGGUGGGGACGGGACCUCAGCAGGAAGGCCCUAGAAGGGAUGGUGGUGCUUUAUUUAAAAACAGAAUCCCGGCUAGUGGUGCAUGCCUGUAAUCUCUGCACUUGGCAGGCCGAAAGAGCAUUCUAGGCCAGCCUAGGCUACAAUCAAUGUCUCAGAACAAGGGACGGGGAUAUAGCUUAGGGGUAACGAGUGCUUUGCUUAGCCUGGCUUGUGCGGGAGUCUCCAUCCCACUGCUAGCAUGCAUCCUCAGAUGUUGACACUGACCCACAGAAGACAGGCAGCUUGCUUUCUGAUGCCUUGUAAGGUUAGGAGCUGAAGGAGAAAUAUCACCUCUCCUUGGAAAUCAAAGGUAUAUUCUUUAAGACAGGCCUAAUAAAUGCCUAAGGAUCUUUCUUCCCCCUUUGGGAGUCCAGAGCCCUGGAAAUGCCAACAGCACAGCUACAAUGAA
Messenger RNA from Apodemus sylvaticus (European woodmouse), 1716 nucleotides. RefSeq names its product calcium regulated heat stable protein 1 (gene Carhsp1). Gene Ontology annotation, molecular function: mRNA 3'-UTR binding. The transcript is spliced from 4 exons. Gene Ontology annotation, biological process: regulation of mRNA stability. NCBI's taxonomy places the organism in Eukaryota, Metazoa, Chordata, Mammalia, Rodentia, Muridae. The record is from RefSeq and is a predicted model, not a curated record. Gene Ontology annotation, cellular component: cytoplasm. The coding region runs from base 99 to 542 and encodes 147 amino acids.